This is a messenger RNA of Lepus europaeus (European hare), 3863 nucleotides long. It is a transcript of the gene GPT2, whose product is annotated as glutamic--pyruvic transaminase 2. NCBI's taxonomy places the organism in Eukaryota, Metazoa, Chordata, Mammalia, Lagomorpha, Leporidae. Gene Ontology annotation, biological process: biosynthetic process. The coding region runs from base 121 to 1692 and encodes 523 amino acids. Gene Ontology annotation, molecular function: pyridoxal phosphate binding; L-alanine:2-oxoglutarate transaminase activity. The transcript has 12 exons. The record is from RefSeq and is a predicted model, not a curated record.
GCCGAGCGCAGGGAUGCGGCUGAGGGAGCCCCGGCCGAGGAGCAGCUUCAGGCGCGCGCUCUAGCCCCUCGCUGUGAGGGGCGGUCUGGCGGCGACAGGAUUUCCCUCGGCAGGCGCGCGAUGCAGCGGGCGGCGGCGCUGGUCCGGCGGGGCUGCUGCCCCCGGACCCCGGGCCCCUGGGGCCGUAGUCAGAGCAGCGCGGCCGCCGAGGCCUCGGCCGUGCUCAAGGUGCGGCCCGAGCGCAGCCGGCGCGAGCGCAUCCUCACGCUGGAGUCCAUGAACCCGCAGGUGAAAGCGGUGGAGUACGCGGUGCGGGGACCCAUCGUGCUCAAGGCUGGCGAGAUCGAGCUGGAGCUGCAGCGGGGUAUCAAAAAACCGUUCACUGAGGUCAUCCGAGCCAACAUCGGGGAUGCCCAGGCCAUGGGCCAGCAGCCAAUCACCUUCCUCCGACAGGUGAUGGCACUCUGCACCUACCCAAACCUGUUGGACAGCCCCAGCUUUCCAGAAGAUGCUAAGAAACGAGCCCGGCGGAUCCUACAGGCCUGUGGCGGGAACAGCCUGGGGUCUUACAGUGCUAGCCAGGGUGUCAACUGCAUCCGUGAAGAUGUGGCUGCCUACAUUACCAGGAGAGACGGCGGCGUGCCUGCAGACCCAGACAACAUUUACCUGACCACUGGAGCUAGCGACGGCAUUACGACAACCCUGAAGAUCCUCGUCUCUGGGGGCGGCAAGUCCCGGACGGGGGUGAUGAUCCCCAUCCCGCAGUAUCCCCUCUACUCGGCGGUCAUCUCUGAGCUCGACGCCGUCCAGGUGAACUACUACCUGGAUGAGGAGAACUGCUGGGCCCUGAACGUGAACGAGCUCCGGCGGGCAUUGCGGGAGGCCAAAGACCACUGUGACCCCAAGGUGCUCUGCAUCAUCAACCCCGGGAACCCCACAGGCCAGGUACAAAGCAGAAAGUGCAUAGAAGAUGUGAUUCACUUUGCCUGGGAAGAGAAGCUCUUUCUCCUGGCUGAUGAGGUAUACCAGGACAAUGUGUACUCUCCGGACUGCAGAUUCCACUCCUUUAAGAAGGUGCUCUACGAGAUGGGGCCCGAGUAUUCCAACAACGUGGAGCUCGCCUCCUUCCACUCCACCUCCAAGGGCUACAUGGGCGAGUGUGGAUACAGAGGGGGCUACAUGGAGGUGAUCAACCUGCACCCCGAGAUCAAAGGCCAGCUGGUGAAGCUGCUUUCAGUACGCCUGUGCCCGCCGGUGUCUGGGCAGGCUGCCAUGGACAUCGUCGUGAACCCCCCGGUGCCAGGAGAGGAGUCCUUUGAACAGUUCAUCAGGGAGAAGGAGUCCGUCCUGGGAAACCUGGCCAAAAAAGCAAAGCUGACGGAAGACCUGUUUAACCAAGUCCCCGGGAUUCACUGCAACCCCUUGCAGGGAGCCAUGUAUGCCUUCCCUCGGAUCUUCAUCCCCGCCAAAGCCGUGGAGGAGGCUCAGGCCCAUAAGAUGGCCCCAGACAUGUUCUACUGCAUGAAGCUGCUGGAGGAGACCGGCAUUUGCGUCGUGCCCGGCAGCGGCUUCGGACAGAGGGAAGGCACCUAUCAUUUCAGGAUGACCAUCCUGCCCCCCGUGGAGAAGCUGAAGACGGUGCUGCAGAAGGUAAAGGACUUCCACAUGCAGUUCCUGGAGAAGUAUGCGUGAACUGGCCGCGGGCCCGGGGGACCCGGUCCUGGGCUUCUCCUCCCGGCCUCUCUCAGAGGCUGCUGGCCGCAUCCGUCAGCAUCCUGCGCAGGAGACGUCUUUCUCUGUGCCUUGACGUUGGGAGCACUUCUCUUCUGAGCAAAUGUGAAUUCACGCUGUCCUGGAGGCCCUGUUUUUUUUGUUUUUUUGUUUUUUGUUUUUUGAUGCAACCAAAGUAGAAGGACUUGCUCAGCAGGUGUGGCUAAGGUUCUCCAAAUGUGUUACUGUUACUGUUCGGGGAGAAGUUCAUCUCGGGUUUUCAACAACCAGAGUGUGUUGGGCGCGAUGAUUCAGAUCCAGAGAAUCGAGCAGGUGUCAGGAAAUGCCUGACUUAACCACAGGAGGACCGGGAAUCUGAGACUCACCCAUGUGAUCCGUGAAAUAAAGCCCUCAGCGGUGCGAAAAUCUAGUCUUUCCAACGGCAGGGGGCCAAGCCCACUCGGCUCAGACAGGAGGCAAAGGCAGGGGCACACGGGUUGGCCUAGAUUGUGGUGGACACUGGGGGAGGCAGCUGAGGUCAGAGGGCUUUCAGGGAGGAGUGGGCACUAGCCGGGCUCCAAGUGGAACCAGGCCUCUGCUGCUGAGCUACAUGACAGGUGGUAAGGACUGUGCCCAGGGACGGCUUUGGGGACGAAGGAUGAAGCAUGCGGAGGCUGGGACCCCUGCCCGAGAGGUUUCCCCAGACUUCAGGGUUCCUGGUACAGCCCAGCAACGCCCCAGGGAGAGGGAUUCCGCCCAGCAGUCAUCCCAGGGGCCAGUUCUCUCCCGGGGACUUGAUGGAGCCUUCACGCCCGUCGCCCCCUGCUGGUGGCAGCAAGGACAAGGAUAGACCGAAAAUGUCCUAAGCCAGGACUUGACCCACUUGACAGUCAAACUCUUGUAGUCCCUGGAAUUGUUUCAAAGUGAAUUCGACCAAUUUUCUGGCUCUCCCUGGAUGAAAGUACCCGGUAGCUGGGCGGCUAGAGAGGAGCAAGUUGUGAUUGGAAGUGUUUUAGCUGGAGGCAAAGUGCUUCGCCUCCACGUUAGCUGCCGGCUCCCCUCCCAGGCGCUGUGCAGUAGCAUCGGUCGUCCCUGUGGGCCUGAAGGGUGUCAUCCACCAAGCACGCAGACCCUCGGCCCACACGCCAAGGGAGCAGGUGCUAUGGGCAGCAGCUGGCUCAGCGGUCUCUUCCUCUUCACCAGGAGCUCUCCCCCAACCCGCCUUCUCCAGUGAGCAGUUAGGGAAACCAAGUCCAGCUCAGGACCCAGCAAGCCUCAGAGUGGAACUGAAGGAGCUGGAGAGGGAAACCUGCAGAGGCCAUGAGAGCGGCCCCGAUGCUGCAGUGUGCACCCUGGGUGCUGGCAGGGGCACGCGCGGGAGGCCUGCAGCAGCCCCUGCUGGCGUUACGGUCCCCAAGAAGAGACCAGCCACAAUCUCCAGUAACAAAAGGGAAUAUUUGGGAACUUUUCCUUCCUUAUAAAAUCGAAGAAAUUGCACUCGUGCUUGUUGUAUGGUACAUGAGCCAGGACGGUCCCAGGGCGGUAAGGUCCCUGGUGGAGAGGUCAGAUAGAAGCUAGUAUAUUUUUUAUAUUUUUGUAACAGUUGCUUUUUUCAUGGGGAGGGGAGGAUGGGUUAGUAUUUAUAGUCUUAACAAGUCUGGUAAUUUUGUAAUAAAUCUCUUCAGAUUAUAAAUAACCCCCUUAAAACUUUGCAACGUUUACAUGAUUUUUUAAAAGAUACCGUCUACCUAUGGUUUGCUUUUAAAAAUAAACGAGUAAUAAAAGGUCAGCUGGUAUUAGAGGUUAACCCGAGGCCAGAAUGCUGACCACAAUAGAUGUGAUUUUCUACACAUUUUAUUCCGGUGCCUUUCCUGUUUGGGCACCCCCCGAGAACGCCGUUUGUGACCUGGGGUCGCACUUUGAAUCUGCCCCUGUGAAGUUGCUGUUCAGCCAGAUGCUGGUGGGGGCGUGCCCUGAGCCUCAGGGCCAGGCUGGGUUCUGUCCCCGUGUGUGGAGUGUGCAGGAGCCGCAGACUCAGGCUGCCCUGUCUGUGGCUGUUUCCCAACCUAGGCUCUCACAGGCAUCUCCCAACAAAGGUACCUAACGAUAGCUGUGCUGGAAAGUUCUAAACAAUAAACUAUGUGUCCAAAGCA